Molecule: messenger RNA, 3595 nt
Organism: Vidua macroura (Pin-tailed whydah)
Lineage: Eukaryota; Metazoa; Chordata; Aves; Passeriformes; Viduidae
Gene: INTU
Product: inturned planar cell polarity protein
Exons: 17
Coding region: 30-2825 (931 amino acids)
Biological process (GO): nervous system development; cilium assembly; establishment of planar polarity
Cellular component (GO): cytoplasm; cilium
Molecular function (GO): protein binding
Source: RefSeq, a predicted model, not a curated record
CGCCCGUCGGGAGCGGCGCCACUGAGGGGAUGGAGGCGGCCGGGGGAGAAGGCGCUGAGUCCGCGGGCUCCGGCAGCCAGGGCGGCUCCUCCGGCUCCUCGCUGGCUGCGAGCUCCGAUGACCUUGAGCCUGAGUGGUUGGACAGUGUGCAGAAAAAUGGGGAAUUAUUUUAUUUAGAAUUAAGCGAAAGUGAAGAAGAAGUUCUGCUUCAGAACAGCUCUUCAGAAAUACCAGCAGUGAAUCAUGUCCGGUUUCGUGAAAACGAAGCUGAAAUUAUUCAAGAGGGAUCACGAAAGGAAAGAAAGUAUGAACUCAAGAAAUGGACCAAAAUGCUAAAAAAGAAGAGUCUUUUACCAAAGAGUUCUGGUAAGAAAGGCAGUGGAAGCUGCAGUGUGCACCCCUCUGGUCCUACUUCCAUAUUGAAACACCGGUCUGCUCAGAAAAUAGGUGUCACUGUUCAGCAGAAGUACAAAGAUGUAUCUGUUUAUGUAAAUCCCAGAAAGCUCUACAGUGCUGGGGAAGAAGAGCAGCAGAGGCUGCUGGAAACCUUAGUAGGUAUUGUCCAUCAGUCUUCAUGGAGCAGCAGAAGAGUGGAAAAACAAGGCAGGAGGGAUAAAGCCACCAGAGGAGUCUGUGAAGAGAAGCUUGUGGUACAUGGCUUGGUGCCAGGUAGUUCUGCAAUGAAAACAGGUCAAAUCCUGAUUGUUAAUGACUGUGGGACCCUAAGAGUUUUUUUCCCCAUUUCCAGUGAUGGGGAUGUUCUUGUUGCUGUAAAUGAUGUCGAUGUGAAUUCUGAAAACAUAGAGAGGGUUUUGUCUUGCAUUCCAGGUCCUAUGCAGGUUAAAAUGACAUUUGAGACCUCAGUAUUUGAGCCUGAAGGAACUUCUGAGCAAAGGAGCAAGUCAAGUAUGAACAACCUGGUUCGGCUCCUGUGGGGAGAAGACACCUUGGACCUUCAGCAGGCUGUGCAGGACGUGCCUCACAUUGUCAUGUUCCUCACGCUGAAACCAGACUCAGAGACAUCCAAGGAUGAGCAAGAAAUUAUUUAUCAGUACCCCAUAUCUGAAGCAUCCCAAAAACUGAAAAGUGUGAGAGGGAUAUUUCUCACACUGUCUGACAUACUGGAAAGUGUUACUGGUACCGAGAUUAUCAGUUCCUCCCUGUUCUUAUGUGAAAAACUGGUUCAAGUUGUUUACUGGAAAGAAUCUGAUAAGUUGUUCAUAAUUGGCCUUCCUGAAGAAAAUGUGCCACUUUAUCAGCUGAGGAACAUGAUUGAAAAUGUUGUCAGGACCUUGACAUUCAUGUACAGUUCCUUGGACAGUGCUUUCUGCCAGGUGGAAAAUGUUUCUCGCCUGGAUCAUUUUUUCAACCUGCUCUUCCAGCGUGCCCUCCGUCCCGCGAGGCUCCAGCCCAGCAGCAGCCCCGGUGCCCAGGAGCAGGAUCCCUGCAGUGCCCUGUUCCUGGGUGGCUUCCCUGGCCUGCGCUGGCUGACGCUGCCCCAGGAAGUCAAGAUGGAAAUUGACACAGCACUGAGUGAUCUGGAAGCAGCUGACUUUGCAGAGCUGUCUGAAGAUUAUUAUGACAUGAGAAGAUUAUAUGUGAUCCUGGGCUCUUGUCUCUUUUACAAGGGUUACUUGAUUGGUAAUCACUUGCCAAAGGAAGACCUUGCUGAUGUGGGUUUCUAUUGCCAGCACUACUGUCUGUUAGCCCUGGCAGCAGAGCAGAGGAUUGGGCAGUUAGUGAUUUGGCGGGAAGUGUUCCCACAGCAUCACCUCCAGCCGUGUGAGGAGUCGAGUUUGACAGGAUACUGGGAACCUGAAGCAAGAUACUUCUUACUGAUAGUUGGCUUGAGACACUUUGUCCUGUGUGUCCUGCUGGAGGCAGGGGGCUGUGCAUCCAGAGCUAUUGGGAAUCCAGGACCAGACUGUAUCUAUGUAGACCAGGUCAAAGCAACCAUACUCCAGCUGGAAGGAAUAGACACCAGCAUAGAGGAAAGGCUGGAUUCUCCCUCCAUCCCACCUUUAGCCUGUGCUGACUGGUUCCUUCCUGCAGCACGGGACAGACUGGAGAGCUUGAGCACCUCACCUAUGCUGAGCAAGCUCCAGAGCUCCUGUAAAGCUGGGAGCACUCCAGGGAGCAAGAGGAGCCUCUUUGGGGACACUUCCCACACCCCACGGAAGCAGAGCCCCCCGAGAAGCAGCAGGGCGGCCGAGCAGGGCAGCGAAGGGCUCGCGGGGGAGGAGAGCACCAAUGCACAGCCUGUGCUGGAGCAGGCCACUAGGAAAAAACACACCCUGCCAAACCCAUUUCAUUCAGGAAGCCUGAAAAAGAACUCUUCAGAGAAAGAUACAGAACUUCUUAAUGCUAUCAAGUUGACAUCUGGUCCUGAGAACACCCUGUUCCACUAUCUGUCUUUGGAGACAAUGCAAGGAAUCUUUAUUACUCCAACUCACAAGGAAGUAGCACGGCUCGGUGGCUCCAUCCACCCUCAGUUAAUUGAGAAUUUCUACCAAUGUUGCCUUUCAAUUCGUUCCAUUUUCCAGCAGUCCAUGAGGAAAGAGAAAAAGAAGGCAGGCAGUGGGAUUUCAGAAUUCAGUAAGGCAGCUGAGGACCCAGGUCUGGUAAGAGAACAUGGACUUCUGUUUGAGUGCUCUCCUGAAAACUGGACUGACCAGAAGAAACCACCACCAACAAUGAACUACUGGGUUGUCGGGAGACUCAUUCUCCAUCCCAAACCUCAGGAGUGUUACGUGUGUUUCCAUGACUCAGUGACAGAAGCUGCUGUGGAGCUGGCCUUUAAACUGUCCUUUGGCUUAGCUGCAUAGAUGAGCUUCCUGCACACUCAGGCAUCCUGCAUGGUGGUGUUCAUUCUUUAAAGCAUCCCGUAUAAAGGGAAAUGAACUCAAUUUGGGUGUCACACAUGGGGCAUCUUUGAAAUGCUUCAAAAAAAUCAAAUACCUUGUGGUAUGAUGCAGUUAAAAUUUCCGUGGUGCUUCUGAUGAGCUCAUCAAUUGAAUGCUUAUUUUCAGAGAACCAAAGUUCUUAUUUUUAUAUGCUGUCACUUUUUUUAAUCCUGGUCAUAACUUUAUUGUAUGAAAACACCACAUCAUUUGUACGUUCACUGCUGUUCAGUGUACAAUAUGCAACAUAAAAUGGUAAGCUGAUCCUCAAAGUAUGAACAUGGAAAUUGGUGGUGGAGGAAAAAAAAUGUUCUCCAGUUACUUAAAAUUUUGCACCUCUGAGGGCCUGAAAAAUACUGAAUGUUUCCAAUAACAUUGUGUUAAUCAAAACAGAGAGAAAUCUUUUAGACAAUUCCUGGCACUUGGCCUCACAAAACUAAUAGUUUACCAUUUUUGCUCUCCUGCACACUCAAGGACUAUAGUGCAGUUGAUGUUUUACUUGACUCCGUGAGUUUUAACUAUAAAUAAUACUUAAAUUUGUUAAAAUGCAGUUUUGAACACACAAAGAAAGAAAGGGGGUGGGCAGGGUGGUUUUAAGUUGUGCAUGGACUUGGCUUAUUUUAUAUUCAUAAUUUCAUAAUAAAAAUGUAUAUUUGUUAAAGAACAGUAAAGCAUUAAUUUUUUUUUUUACUUAA